GUGUGGGGGGACGGUCCUGCUCAGAUCCUCUUCGGGUGGCCUGGGUCUGCUCCGUUCCUGGUGUGACUUCUCUCAAGAUGCCUGAGCCAGGGAAGAAGCCAGUCUCAGCCUUCAGCAAGAAGCCGAGGUCAGCAGAGGUGGCCACCGGAAACCCUGCCGUGUUCGAGGCUGAGACAGAGCGGUCAGGAGUAAAGGUGCGCUGGCAGCGAGGGGGCAGUGACAUCAGCGCCAGCGACAAGUACAGCCUGACCGCCGAGGGCACGAGGCACACUCUGACUGUGCGGGACGUGGGCCCUGCCGACCAGGGGUCCUAUGCAGUCAUCGCCGGCUCGUCCAAGGUCAAGUUUGACCUCAAGGUCAAAGAGGCAGAGAAAGCAGCGCCUGCACCGAGCCCUGCUCCUGCUCCUGCCCCUGCUGAGGCUCCUGGGGCCCCCGGAGAAGCCCUGGCCUCAGCCACUGAGGAGAGAGGAGGCUCCCCGAGUCCCGAAGGGUCAAGCUCAGCUGUCCCUGAUGCCUCCGGUGCCCCUGAUGACCCCAUCGGCCUCUUUGUGAUGAGGCCACAGGAUGGCGAGGUGACCGCAGGUGGCAGCAUCACCUUCUCGGCACGUGUGGCCGGAGCCAGCCUCCUGAAGCCGCCCACGGUGAAGUGGUUCAAAGGCAAGUGGGUGGACCUGAGCAGCAAAACGGGUCAGCACCUGCAGCUUCACAGUAGCUACGACCGCGCCAGCAAGGUCUACCUGUUUGAGCUGCACAUUACAGAUGCCCAGGCUACCUUUGCAGGCGGCUACCGCUGUGAGGUGUCCACCAAGGACAAAUUUGACAGCUGCAACUUCAAUCUCACUGUCCAUGAGGCCGUUGGUCCUGGAGAACUGGACCUCCGAUCAGCCUUCCGUCGCACGAGCCUGGCAGGAAGUGGUCGGCGGAUCAGUGACAGCCACGAGGACACUGGAACUCUGGACUUCAGCUCACUGCUGAAGAAGAGAGACAGUUUCCGGAGGGACUCAAGGCUGGAGGCCCCAGCUGAGGAAGACGUGUGGGAGAUCCUGCGGCAGGCGCCCCCGUCGGAGUACGAGCGCAUCGCCUUCCAGCACGGGGUCACUGACCUGCGGGGCAUGCUCAAGAGGCUGAAGGGCAUGAAGCGGGAUGAGAAGAAGAGCACAGCCUUUCAGAAGAAGCUGGAGCCGGCCUACCAGGUGAGCAAGGGCCACAAGAUCCGGCUGACCGUGGAGCUGGCCGACCCCGACGCCGAGGUCAAGUGGCUGAAGAAUGGACAAGAGAUCCAGAUGAGCGGCAGCAAGUACAUCUUCGAGUCUGUGGGGGCCAAGCGCACGCUGACCAUCAGCCAGUGCUCGCUGGCGGACGACGCGGCCUACCAGUGCGUGGUGGGCGGGGAGAAGUGCAGCACCGAGCUCUUUGUCAAAGAGCCCCCCGUGCUGAUCACUCGGCCCCUGGAAGACCAGCUGGUGAUGGUGGGACAGCGGGUGGAGUUUGAGUGCGAAGUGUCCGAGGAGGGGGCCCAGGUCAAAUGGCUGAAGGAUGGGGUGGAGCUGACCCGGGAGGAGACCUUCAAAUACCGGUUCAAGAAGGACGGCCGGAGACACCACCUGAUCAUCAAUGAGGCGACGCUGGAGGAUGCCGGGCACUACACGCUGCGCACCAGCGGGGGCCAGGCGCUGGCCGAGCUCAUCGUGCAGGAGAAAAAGCUAGAGGUGUACCAGAGCAUCGCGGACCUGACGGUGGGCGCAAAGGACCAGGCAGUGUUUAAGUGUGAGGUGUCUGACGAGAACGUGCGGGGCGUGUGGCUGAAGAACGGGAAGGAGCUGGUCCCCGACAGCCGCAUCAAGGUGUCCCACAUCGGGCGGGUCCACAAACUGACCAUUGAUGACGUCACACCUGCGGACGAGGCUGACUACAGCUUUGUGCCUGAGGGCUUUGCCUGCAACCUGUCGGCCAAGCUCCAUUUCAUGGAGGUCAAGAUCGACUUCGUGCCCAGGCAAGAACCUCCCAAGAUCCACCUGGACUGCCCGGGCCGCAAGCCAGAUACCAUUGUGGUUGUGGCUGGGAACAAGCUACGCCUGGAUGUCCCUAUCUCCGGGGACCCGGCUCCCACCGUGAUUUGGCAGAAGAGCAUCCCACAGAAAAACAAGGUCCCGGCAGGGCCAGCCCCUGACGCCACAGGGGAUGCUGGUGCCAGUGACGAGUGGGUGUUUGACAAGAAGCCAUUGCAGACGCUGUCAAAGCCUGCGGGGUCCGACUGGGGCCCUUUUCCCCAAGUUCCCCUCCCCCCACAGCUGCUGUGUGAGACCGAGGGCCGGGUCCGCGUGGAGACCACCAAGGACCGCAGCAUCUUCACUGUCGAGGGGGCAGAGAAGGAAGACGAGGGUGUUUACACUGUCACGGUGAAGAACCCUGUGGGCGAGGACCAGGUCAAUCUCACAGUCAAGGUCAUCGAUGUGCCAGAUGCCCCUGCGGCCCCCAAGAUCAGCAACGUGGGUGAGGACUCCUGCACGGUGCAAUGGGAGCCCCCUGCCUACGAUGGAGGCCAGCCCAUCCUGGGCUACAUCCUGGAGCGCAAGAAGAAGAAGAGCUACCGGUGGAUGCGGCUGAACUUUGACCUGCUGCGAGAGCUCAGCCACGAGGCCCGGCGCAUGAUCGAGGGCGUCGUGUAUGAGAUGAGAGUCUACGCGGUCAACGCUAUCGGCAUGUCCAGGCCCAGCCCAGCCUCCCAGCCCUUCAUGCCGAUUGGCCCCCCGAGCGAGCCCACCCACCUGGCGGUGGAGGAUGUGUCGGACACCACCGUCUCCCUCAAGUGGCGGCCGCCGGAGCGCGUGGGAGCGGGCGGCCUGGACGGCUACAGCGUGGAGUACUGCCGCGAGGGCUGCUCCGAGUGGACGGCCGCCCUGCAGGGGCUGACGGAGCGCACCUCGAUGCUGGUGAAGGACCUGCCCACCGGCGCACGGCUGCUCUUCCGUGUGCGCGCCCACAACAUGGCCGGGCCCGGAGCGCCCGUGGCCACCAAGGAGGCCGUGACGGUGCAAGAGAUACUGCAGCGGCCACGGCUCCAGUUGCCCAGGCACCUGCGCCAGACCAUCCAGAGGAAGGUUGGGGAGCCCGUGAAUCUCCUCAUUCCUUUCCAGGGCAAGCCCCGGCCUCAGGUGACCUGGACCAAAGAGGGGCAGCCCCUGGCAGGUGAGGAGGUCAGCAUCCGCAACAGCGCCACAGACACCAUCCUGUUCAUCCGGGCUGCCUGCCGUGCCCACUCUGGAACCUACCAGGUGACGCUGCGAAUCGAGAACAUGGAGGACAAGGCCACGCUGGUCCUGCAGAUUGUUGACAAGCCAAGCCCUCCCCAGGACAUUCGGGUCGUGGAAGCGUGGGGUUUCAACGUGGCUCUGGAGUGGACACCACCCCAGGAUGAUGGCAACACAGAGAUCUGGGGUUACACAGUACAGAAAGCCGACAAGAAGACCAUGGAAUGGUUCACUGUCUUGGAACAUUACCGCCGCACUCACUGCGUGGUUUCAGAGCUCAUCAUUGGCAACGGCUACUACUUCCGGGUCUUCAGCCAUAACAUGGUGGGACCCAGUGACAAAGCCGCCACCACUAAGGAGCCUGUCUUUAUCCCCAAACCAGGCAUCACAUAUGAGCCACCCAACUAUAAGGCCCUGGACUUCUCUGAGGCCCCGAGCUUCACCCGCCCCCUGGUGAACCGCUCAGUCAUCGCCGGCUACAACGCUAUCCUCUGCUGUGCCGUCCGGGGUAGCCCCAAGCCCAAGAUUUCCUGGUUCAAGAAUGGCCUGGAUCUGGGGGAGGACGCCCGCUUCCGCAUGUUCAGCAAGCAGGGAGUGUUGACGCUGGAGAUUAGAAAGCCCUGCCCCUUCGAUGGGGGCAUCUAUGUCUGUAGAGCCACCAACUUACAAGGCGAGGCACAGUGUGAGUGCCGCCUAGAAGUACGAGUGCCUCAGUGACCAACUGGCUCCCCAGAGGCCAGGCGCCGAGGGAUGCCGGCCGGUGUCCCGGGAGCCUGGAAGGACGCUGCCCAAGCCGCCUUCCCACUGUUGGCUGUGUGUGCACGAGUGUGUAUCCGGGGCUGGGCUGGGAGAGCGUCACUGGGGCGGCGCCAGGAAGAUGAGCAGGGGGUGCUCCGCACAGACCGAACCGCCUGAGCUCCCCCCGGAAGUUCUCAGGUCUUUGGAACAAAAAGUUGGUGGGCUCAGGAAAUGGUAGUUGGGGACAGGCCUUUCUGGCCUGCCACAUCUUCUCGGUGGAGAAGGGCAAUAAAAGAUGAGUGCAGUCACA
Messenger RNA from Mustela erminea (ermine), 4299 nucleotides. RefSeq names its product myosin binding protein C3 (gene MYBPC3). The transcript is spliced from 35 exons. The record is from RefSeq and is a predicted model, not a curated record. Gene Ontology annotation, molecular function: protein binding. Lineage: Eukaryota; Metazoa; Chordata; Mammalia; Carnivora; Mustelidae. The coding region runs from base 78 to 3968 and encodes 1296 amino acids.